This is a messenger RNA of Trichophyton benhamiae CBS 112371, 1614 nucleotides long. RefSeq names its product tannase, putative. The record is from RefSeq and is a predicted model, not a curated record. The transcript has a single exon. Lineage: Eukaryota; Fungi; Ascomycota; Eurotiomycetes; Onygenales; Arthrodermataceae. Bases 1 to 1614 code for a protein of 537 amino acids.
AUGGUUACCCUCCCUCUCUUGUUAAGCAUACUUCCCCUUGCCGCAGUCUUUAGUUCUGCUGCAUCACUUCAGGUCCGUGAAAAUCAUGACUGUGCUUCGAUACAGCCUCCUCAGGUCCCGGGAGCUGAGAUCCUGUCUGUGAUAGGCGUGCAACGCCGGGUCGAGGUCGCUCCAUUCCCGCCUUCGCCAUCAAAACCCAACACGACCAUCGACAUCUGCAGCGUUAAUGUUACCCUUUCCCACAUGGGAGUCAACGACAAAGUCGUUGUCUCAGUAUGGCUGCCUCUACCUGAUAAGUGGAAUGGACGUUUCCAGGCGACAGGUGGAGGUGGUUGGGCUGCCGGCACAUUUGACCUGCUCAUGGGUCCAGCUGCCCUCGAAGGAUAUUCCACUGCUGGAACUGAUGCCGGCGUGACCGUUGACCCAGGAUCUGCUGAUAAAUGGGCCCUAAAGGAGGACGGUACUGUCAACUACGACUUGCUGGAGAAUUUCGCUAGUCGAUCAAUUCACGACAUGGCCAUCGUCGGAAAAGCCGUGACUGAGAGCUAUUACAAGAAGCCGGCCAACUAUUCUUACUUCUACGGCUGCUCCAAUGGCGGUCGACAGGGAAUGGUGGAGGCACAGAAAUACCCAGAUGACUUUGACGGCAUUCUUGCGGGUGCUCCAGCCAUCUACUGGCCCCAAUUUCUCACCUCGACCGAAUGGCCACAAGUUGUUAUGCAGAGCGAGAAGGUCUUCCCGUCCCAAUGUGUCUUUGAGGCUUUCAGAAAAGCCGGUAUUGCCGCAUGUGACAAGCUGGACGGAGUAGAAGAUGGCGUCGUUUCUAACCUCGACGGCUGCGAAUUCAAUCCCUUCGCCCUUGUUGGCAAGAAGGUAAAGUGUGGAGAAGAGUCAACUACCAUCACCCUCGCCCAGGCCUGGGUUGCGAAGAAGAUCUACGACGGUCCCAAGUCUACGGCGAAACACGCCUUGUGGGAUGUCCUUCCCGUAGGGGCCUCUUAUGUCGGACUCGCCAACAGCACCAUCGAGAACGGUGUCCCCAAGAUUGCUCCCUUCGUGAUCGGCUCCUCCUGGAUCAGAUCGUUCUUGAAAAAGGACGUGAACUUCGAUCUCUCCACCAUCACGUACGCCGACAUGCCCAAACUGUUCCAGCAGAGUAUCGACGAGUUUGAUAAGAUUGCCGGUGGAAGCAACCCCGACCUCUCCGCCCUUAAGAAGAGCGGAACGAAACUCCUCAGCUGGCACGGCCUAGCAGACGAACUCAUUCACCCUCAAGGCUCCAUCAAAUACCGCCAGGCAGUCGAACACCGAAUGGGAGGCGGCUCUGAAGUAGACAACUACUACCGUCUAUUCUUGGCCCCUGGAGUCACUCACUGCGGCAUUGGAGUUAAUGACGGAGCAGCCCCCAUUGAUACGCUGAAAGUCUUGGUGAGAUGGGUUGAGAAGGGCGAGGCUCCAGAGACGAUGCCUGCUACUGCAACCGAUGCAAGCGGUACUACUACCCUUUUCACCCGAAAUCUCUGUCGAUACCCUUUGGUCCCCCGAUACAAAGGAGGCGAUAAGAACUCUGCGGACAGCUUUGAAUGUGCCAAAGACUUCGGAUCCCACCAUUAA